AUGUCCUUCCUCUUGGGCCCGAUUUCAGGCGCACUGGCCGCUGGUGGAAUAUACUAUGGGUUGUCCAAUCUCAUCAAUACGAGGACCGAGCAGCUCCGUGCGGACAUCUCGCAUAUCUCGCGACGUUUGGUAGAAGAACCUACCGUCGUUGCCGCGCCGCUUCCUGCCGCCGCUCGCAUCGUCCGGAAGCCGUUCGCAGACAUGUUGCAGGAGGAAUGGAAUCGCCAGGUCGAAGCGUUGUUCAAGAACACGGGUCGCUUGGACCAGUCCGUGGUGGAAUGGGGGAGAAAGCUGGUGCACGGACAGUCCAGCCCGCGGUCAUAA
Molecule: messenger RNA, 324 nt
Organism: Punctularia strigosozonata HHB-11173 SS5
Lineage: Eukaryota; Fungi; Basidiomycota; Agaricomycetes; Corticiales; Punctulariaceae
Exons: 4
Coding region: 1-324 (107 amino acids)
Source: RefSeq, a predicted model, not a curated record